Bradysia coprophila is the source of this 7027-nucleotide messenger RNA. RefSeq lists its product as uncharacterized. The record is from RefSeq and is a predicted model, not a curated record. NCBI's taxonomy places the organism in Eukaryota, Metazoa, Arthropoda, Insecta, Diptera, Sciaridae.
CGAUAUUUUUUUGUGUAAUCAAAAGAGUGGAAAUGUUUGUGUUUUUUCGCCGAAAUAUUUUUGAGAAACGAAUUUGUGUCGGAUGUUCACAAACAAUGAAAUGAAAUUUGCAACCAAAAAAUAGGUUAAUUUGAUUGAAACGAAAGUGUGCUGCAGUUAGUACAACCUUGAACGCAUAAGAACGAAACAAAUCAUUUUGGUUCGGUGAACAGCAAAAUUUCUACAGUCGACAGGAGUAAAAAGUCAAUAGAACCAUUUGAUCGGACACUAUUACAAUCUGGUUAUACUGUCGCAAACAGUGUAUAUGGUGUCGUGUCUGCCAGAUUUUGUCGGACGGAUUUUGACUGCUCGCCAUGUUUUAAAAAGACUUUUUUUUGAAGUGUUCUUGUGCAUUCGAAUCGAGAAACUUUUUUCCUACGGCUUUUUUGUUGAAUGUUUGAACUCAAUAAGUUUGAUGCAAUCAAUGAGCAUCGCUAAAGUCGAUUGAUUUCGGUUCGCUAACAUAGUUUCGUACAAGGACAACAUGGAUCCUAGCCUGCGAAAACUUUAGUUUAUUUUUUGUUAUUUUUUUCUCUUUCCUAAUAAUAGGAUCCCGUACGAUUUCGGAACGAUAUCACUGAGACAUCGAAACAACUCACACACAAGCAAAAUGGCUGAAGAAACAUCCUAUCACGAUGGUGACAUAGUUUGGGUGAAAAUGAAUAAACUUUGGUGGCCGGGCGAAGUUCACGGAACGAAUCGAUUGCCGAGCGAUUUUAUGGAUCAAUUCAAGAAACCGCCACUUUUUGUCAUAAAAUUUUUCCAAGAAGAGAACUACCAUUGCGUCAAUCAGUCGCAUCAAAUAGCAAGAUAUAAUUGUGCCAAGAAAAAUGAAUUCAUUAAGAAAGGGCUGGACCUGUACUACGCCAAGCACAGUUAUAUGGCAGAGUUUCCGGCCGAUGUUGCUAUUGCUGAAAAGAGAACGGGUGGUAAUCCCAAUAUUAUUCACAGCAAGGAAUUUAUGCCAGUCGUAAAAGCUGAUAAAGCGACGCCAGUCGCAACUGCUAAGGGUUCCACAUCGCGAAGUAGACGUGGUCAACAGCAAAUACAAACUAGCGCACCGUCAAUACCGAGGGUCAUGUUCAAACCGGAUCACGAUACUCGCAUUCUAAUGCCGAGUUCUCCAGCUACAUUUGCAUCAUCACCAUCAUCAGCACCAACAACGCCGACUGCCGCUGAUAACAAAUACAAAUGUAAUUCGUGCAAUUUCAGUACGAACCGAAUCAAUACCUUGAUUUGGCACCAGAAAACACACAGUUCACCGAAAACGCCCCAAAUGUCAACGACGCCAAAAUAUCCAACCAAACAUACCCCCAGCACAACCACGUCGGAUGAAACGAAUUCGUCCAGUUCCACAAAGGUUCCAUUGGAAACGGAAGCAAUAUCGAAAGAUUGUGCUCAAUCGAAGCCACCUUCUGAAAUCGCAGAACCAGAGGACGCCUCACCCGAGCCAGUGGAAAGUAUGCCAGAACCGGUUAUGCUGCCGGCAAAACCGAAAGGGAAACGUGGUCGAAGUGCAAAAGAACCAAAGGCAGCGGACAAGACACCGAAGACUGACAACAAAUUGAGAAAUAUAUUGGAUGACUGGUCGGAUGAUGAAAUGGCCGAGGCUGGUCCAUCCGGAUUGACAUCGUCGCAUAAAAUGGUCAAGGGUACCGUUAAGGAUGAAGACGUUGAGGACGAGAUAAAACAGGAAAAUAAAAGAUCGAAAUUGGACAAUGAAAUGUUGAGCAAAUCAAACAGAACUGAGGUGGUCAAUGCGGUGGCUGAGUACGACGACCAGAAUUCGGAGAUCGUAAGUUCAAUUGCAAGCGAAGACGACGAUAAAUCAAAACUGGGCAAGACAAACGGAAAAGGUGAAACAGUCACACCAUCGAGUAUACGACGUCGAACCAACGAUGUUACGGAUGACGAUACGAAACCUCAGACUCGUUCAUUGAGAAGUGGAAAGACUACAUUGGCAAGUGAGAGCUCCCCUCUGCUACCGAAGCGACGAGGCCGAGCAAAACGAAGCGCAAAUGAUUCCUUGAAAAGCGAAUCCGCCACGUUGGAAGUCAAAGAAAGUGAGGCCGAGCCUGUGGUGCCUGAACAACGUGAAACUGACAAUGCACAGACUUCUUCCAGUGAUAAAAUUUCCGAUGCAUCGGUUGAACCGGCACCGGUUCAAGUAAGUGCACCAAAUAAAAGCCAUUCGAAAACUAGCCGCAAAGGCAAGCCUCGACGCAAAGAAGAAAUUAAGUUGUCGAACAACAUAUCCGUGGCUGUGUUAGUGGAAAAAACCAAUUUAAGUCCGCCGACGGAUUUCGGAAUUGAGCAGAAAUUGGACACACGAGCUGAAGACAACGACUAUGCCAAUGUUGUGCAUAAGAAAAUCCGAUACAUGAGCCGUAAUUCGACUGAUGGCCACCGAAAGUCAAUUGAAUUGUUAGAAGUGCCAAAGUUGCCUGCACUAGCCAGUGAAUCGAAGGAAAUUGAGGGAAAUGAUCGAAUGAUUGAGGAGCUUGAUAACAAUCAGGAUGCUGACACAACGAAAGAAUCAAUUCACGGCAACGAUCUAAGCGAAGAGAAAAUUGUUGAGUCGAAAAGUAACGAUGUGUCAGCUACGUCGGAGGACCCCAAUUUAAGCGGGACAAGUUCACUAAAUCCAGAAAAGACGGAAGAAGGUGAGAAAGUAACAGAAAAUUCAAUUGUUACAGAGGCACGACAGGAACAGCGUGUAGUACCGAAAUGCUAUGAACGAAAGGUAUCACCAAAGAAGAACUUACCGACAGAUCGAACUGACUCCCGCACGACCUCUCCGCUAUCCUUCGCUGACGGUACGAAUGAGGACACAUAUGAACUACCCUCGUCGUCGAAUCUACGACAAAGAUCGCCGAGACGUUACGAGAAUAUGAGAAACCGCCGUAAAAGUGAUCGAAGAACGGUGAGCAACGACGACCUCACUUCAAUAAUUAAGGCGAUUGAUGACAAAUGUGACGGAAGUGAUAGUGCGAGACGGAAAUCGAUUGGGUUGAACAAUUCACUCGAUGAAGACACCGGAAAAUUGUCGGAAACUAUCAAUGGCAAAGGAGAUGUGACUGAAAAUUCCGAUUCUAAAACAUCUACGCCAGAAAAAGCCGACUCAUCCAAGGAAUUGGACUGCUUUGAUUUUACCGAAGACGAAUGCCUGAAGCCACCGGAAGUAUUAAAUCGUCGUAAACGACUACCUCCAGCGAAAGUUUUUGAAUUGGACAACAUUGACAAGAUUGAAGAGCAGCGGAAAAUCGACGAAGAAAGCGCACGAGUGACACAGCAACGCGAAGAAGAGAACCAAAAAUUGCAUGCCGAAUUGGAGAAUUUGCUGAAUUCAACAACGCCGGCAACGUUGCCAGAAAUUCCUGUCGGUCCGAAGGUGCAUGAAAAUUUUCCCGAACGUCGCGCGGAAAAGGAUCCGGAGAAAAUUGUCGCUAAAGACGGUGACGACAAAGAUCGAAUGCUUCCACCGAAGGAACGAAACAAACGAAUUUUCAAGUAUCGCAAUCGCAAUCGACGACCGGAGUUCGAUAUGAAAGUUGGAUGUAGUGUCGAGGAGGCAAAGGGCAAUGAUGCUAACGGUUCGAUGCAGCAAUCAGAUGAUGUCAGUGAUACUAACGUGGCAACGAGUGGGGAUAAAUUGGAGCAGGAAUCGAAAUUAAAGGAACAUGUGCCAGAGAAUGACACUGGAAAGGAUACACCGUCAGCUCAUGAUUUGAAAAUUGAAAUUGCUGAAACUUUGAUCAAUUUUCCGCUACUGUCGCCUCAUACUGAUGUGUCCGAAGAACCUGUCAAAAAAGUAGUGGCUACCAAGCAACCAGCCAUCAAGCGUAAAGAGUCUGCUAAAACUACUAGAAACGCUAAGAAAUCACGAACGACAGCGCCAGUUGAGAGUACACCGAAAAUCGAACCUGAUGUUAAACAAGAACAAACCACAGAAAUAGUACAGUUGCUUGAUAGUGCAACAAAGGGACAUUCUUUUAUCGAUGGCAAGAAGCACAGCUCCGAAGCAAUUGUUCUGAGCCCGAAUCAAGAUGGUACUGUCACGAAUCUACCAUCAAAUUCAACUGGCAAAAAAAUUAUGGAAAAACAAACUGCUAAUCCAGCAAUGAAUGCUGCACCUUCGAGUUCUGUGCGAGAUUUCAGUCGCAUCCGACUAAUCGAGAAAAUCGAAAAUCGAGCACUAAUUCAGCCGACUGAUGAAGCGCAACCGUCAAAAGGCAAUCAGUUGCCGUUAAAGAAGACCAUCGUAUUGACGCAAACAGAAGGCAAUAGUUUCGUCACGCAACUACCGAAGAAACGUAAAUCUCAAACGGACGACGAUGUACCGGCGUUCGUGAUUGAACGGCCUGAUGUUGCAUCCGAGCCGAAUAGUGGACCCAGUUCGGUCAAAAAGGAGCCGAAAUCGUUUAUUGUGACCAAGGCGGUCAAGAAGCACAUUACUGGAGAUCUGACGAGACAAAAUACAACAAAUACCGGCGGACUUCACACUUCACACGACGUCAGCGAAAGUAUUCAUUCGCAGCAGGACACGAAAUCCAAUGCAACGACGAGCAUUGACACAUCAGUUCAGGCGGUAUCGUUCGAAGCGGCCGAGAGAAUUUCAAUGGAAACGCCGGUGAUAGUAGCAGGUCAAUUCGUCAUGCCACCAGCGACGACAAAUACGCAGCAAAACCGAACGAUAACUACAUCAACAGUGACGUCAAGCCUUUUGGGCAGCUUAUCAGCCAAUCGUCCAUGUACAAUAGCACCUGCCAAAAGACCUUCCUAUCGUAAACCCGCCGAUAUGACCGGGGUAACACAAAAACAAAUUGGCGUCGAUGUAAAAGGUAAUCCCAUAGUCGUCUACUCGAAAAUCGAAUCGAUUGGGACGCAUGCAUCACCACCGACAAUGGCUCAGGCCACACUCACCGUGCAACGGAACGACCCGAAUCCGAGUACAUCUCAAGUGGUCCAAUCGUUUACGGGAUCGCUGCCAUCGAAUCAAGGUAACCAAUUCGUUAUAACCAGCAAGGGAACAUUGAUAACAAACAAACCAUUCACAACCACAACGCAUUCGACACCACUCCAUCAACCAACAUUGACAAAUCGAUCGAACAUCAUUCACACUCAGUUCAUAUGCUCGCCUAAUCCACCAAUGUUCCACACGCAACAAGAACAAAAACAGCACCCAUCCCCACAAUCCAGUCAAAUCAUCAUUCAGAAUAAACCGCCAAAUUCAUUGUCUCAAAUCUCUUCAGUAGCACCAGCCGGCAAUAAACCGACGACAAAUCGACGAAGUGUUGGAGUUGGAAACAAAACGAAAGUACCCGAUAAGUCAGCGGCAAAACCAUCAAACGACACAACAGCCACAUUGAAAAAGCGAAUUGUUCGACGAAUAUCGAAGAAUCAACCAUCCACGGCAGCUGCCCAACACGUACAAUCCAAUCAACAACAACACCAGCAAGUCAUAUUAAAUUCCGAAAUCAAUUACAUUGGUAAUGCACCAGUCCCGCCGUUGAUACCAAUAAACGAUCAGUCCGCCACAUCACGGCAACAGUCAACGAAGCAGCGAUCUACUCAAAUGACAGUCGUCGCAGAGCCACAAUCAAAGAUCAUUCAUACGGAGGUCGUCGAACAGCAACAGGAUAAUAUAUUGGCUUUGCCGGGUGAUACACCAGGAUUUGGUGGACCAACUGGAUCGUAUUUCCUUUGCAAAUUGAAUGAAAUGGGAAUGUACGUUCCCAUCGAUCGUCAGCCGUUAUACUUGGAUGUGACCGACAAUACAAAUCUAUUGAAACCGAAUGCUCCGGAUGCUGUGACGCAGAUACAGACAGUUACAUUGGAUGAAACUGAACUUGGACAACAGUCACCUGGGCUAAAUGAAGUCGAACGUGUCAUUGCGACCAACCAAUCAGCACUUGUCGACCAGGAUGUUAACAGUCCAAAAUAUUUGAUCAACAUCAGUGACGGUCAACAAUUGCUUGUAGACCAGCAAGGUCUAAUGGCUCUAACGAAUGGCGAAGAGUUCCCGCAAUUUGUCACACCCGACGGACAACAAAUCAUUCUGCAGAGUGGCCAGAACGAUAUUCUUUCGGCGAUCGCUUUUGCCGAAGAUGUGGGACUCAUUGCUGGCCAGCAAAUUCUAAUUCCCGAAGACGAUCUAGCUGUGAUACAGGGCCAAGGCGGUAAUCAUGAUAUUCUGGCGGCUGCACUAGCUGGCACAGAAGGCUUCAGUCAGGAGCAAUUCAUCGACAAUGUUUUAGCGACGAAUGGUGUCGAGGAUAUUGUCGUCGAUCCAAUGGUCUAUCACGCAAUGACACAGCCGAACAUACCGCCACUAACAAAUGCGGUAACCAACGAAACCAAUGCCGUUUUAACGCAACCACCCAUAAUGUCCACGCUCGAACAACCAACCAAAACCGACCGAAUAUCGCCGAGCCAUUCACUGGAAUUGUGCGGUCACAAUUUGGACGAAAGUUUGGCGGUUAUCGGUGUCACAUCGAAUAAUACGAAUGUACCAACGUCACUGGAACUGCCCAUCACAAUCACGAAUCCGGCUAUUGCACCGAAAUCGACGACGGCAACGAUGUCAGCAAUUUACCCGCCUUCGGUAGCAGCGGAACACGAUUUGGACUAUGACAUUUUCAGUUCAUCGUCACCGAUCACUCAUCAUUUGACUCAGCCGUUGGCAAUCAAUGAAAACUAUCGAACGGUCAAUGUUAUCAAUUCCAUUGGAGAUAUCGAUUUGGACUCGAAUAUUGUGGCAGUGGCUGCAUCGAACGAUCAAUUUACUAAAAGAAAUUAAAAAGAAGAAAAUUUUUUUCUUGAUUUAUAAAUAUGGACAGACAAAGUGGAAGCGGGCGCAUAUGGCGAGAAUAGAAAAGUAAUGGAAAAUAUUAAUUACUGAACCUGCUGCAUUCGAUGUAAUAAAUAGCUGCAAUCUAUGUUAUUUCAAAAAUAAUAUAUUUUAUGAAUUCUAAUUUUCAUUUAAAAC